GUUCGCAGCUCUCAGACCACACGAACAUCCCUUGCAUACAACAUGAAGGGUCUCGGGCUUAUUCUGUGCUGUGCCCUGGCGGUGGUGUCAGCCAAUGACAAGGGAAAUAAACAGGGAGACAAGAGAUUCCUUCAAGGAGGAUUUGGCGGAGGUUUACAUGGCGGAGUUUCCGGAGGCUUUCCUGGUGGUUUCCCCGGAGUGAACCCUGGCGGUUUCCCUGGAGGGCGACCUGGCGGUUUCCCUGGCGGCUUCCCCGGAGGGCAACCUGGUGGUUUCCCUGGCGGCUUCCCCGGAGGGCAACCUGGCGGUUUCCCUGGCGGUUUCCCCGGAGGGCAACCUGGCGGUUUCCCCGGAGGGUUCCCUGGCGGUUUCCCUAGCGCCACAGCCCCACCCGCCACCUGUAGGCGCUGGUGCCGAACUCCAGAACAGCAAACUUACUGCUGUGAAACGGCAUUUGAACCUGAGGCGCCCGUGGGCACCAAGGCACUUAACUGCCCACAAGUCCGUCCCAGCUGUCCACCGGUACGUUUCGGUGGACAAGCACCAGUAACCUGCUCCAGCGACUACAAGUGCGGCGGUGUUGACAAGUGCUGCUUCGACAGGUGUUUGGGAGAACACGUGUGCAAGCCGCCUUCCUUCUAUAACCAAUUCGGUUGAAAAGGAAAAUUCAACAUACAUAUUGAUUCAUGUAGUGCCCAUGAUUAAUAAAUGUUUUUUUUUCUAAAA
Penaeus chinensis is the source of this 726-nucleotide messenger RNA. RefSeq names its product methionine-rich protein-like. The transcript is spliced from 2 exons. The record is from RefSeq and is a predicted model, not a curated record. The coding region runs from base 43 to 657 and encodes 204 amino acids. Lineage: Eukaryota; Metazoa; Arthropoda; Malacostraca; Decapoda; Penaeidae. Gene Ontology annotation, cellular component: extracellular region. Gene Ontology annotation, molecular function: peptidase inhibitor activity.